Drosophila elegans is the source of this 4322-nucleotide messenger RNA. RefSeq names its product solute carrier organic anion transporter family member 74D (gene Oatp74D). Gene Ontology annotation, cellular component: membrane. The record is from RefSeq and is a predicted model, not a curated record. Lineage: Eukaryota; Metazoa; Arthropoda; Insecta; Diptera; Drosophilidae. Gene Ontology annotation, molecular function: protein binding. Gene Ontology annotation, biological process: sodium-independent organic anion transport; transmembrane transport. Bases 1288 to 3750 code for a protein of 820 amino acids. The transcript has 8 exons.
AAAUAACAACAGAUAAAUGCCAAAAAUCUACUACAUUUUUAUAACCAAAACACACAGAGCGCGUGAGAGUGCGAGAGUGGGAGAGAGCGGCGAUAAAGAGAGGCCACCCCCACAGCGAAGAGAGCGAAAGAGAGCGGCAUUUAGAAGUAUCUUCAAGAUACACCUAUACCAAUAGAGCUGUAUCUGUAUCUGUAUCUGUAUCUUCUUGCCUGCGUUUUUCGUCGUAUAAAUUGAGCCGCACUUUGCCUAUUCUCGAGUUUUUGCCGCUCAGACGUCGCUGUAAGUGCACGCGUCGCUCGUCUUUUUCGGUUCCGUUCCGAAUCGGUUUCAAUUUCGGUUUCCAAUACCUCCGAUUCCCACACACUCGAAUGGAAAAUAUCUAAAAAAGAUUCUUGUGCUUAAGAACCCAGUUAAAAAAAUUAUACUAUGAAAAUAUAUAAUAAAUUUUUAUGUGAUUAACAGGAACAACAUUUUUCUUAAUUUGUAAGAUCUAAAAACACAGUUUAACAGGAAAACUCAGUAUAUAACUGAAUAAAUGUUUAAUUAUUAGAACUGCACAAUUGUGCCCAAAAAAAAAUUCUAUGCAUUUUAAAAAAACUGUUUGAGAUUUCCUAAAGUUGUAAGAGAGCCCUUUAGUUGAGUUUAAAUUAAAAAAAAAAACAAAACAUAGUUGAUUACAAAUAAAGUGUCAAAUCCAUUUCCAGUGAGUGCUCGUAAAAUUGUUUUAUUGAAACCCAGCCGCAAAUACAAUUUUUUAUUGGCUUUGUGCGUGUUCUCAACGCAUACAAAUACAAAUACAUACAAAUUUAGCAUUUAAUUUUGUCAAUUAUGUGUGCAAUUAAAUAAAAAAAUUCUGUGUGUGAAAAGGCAAUAAAAUUACAGUGCGGGGAACAGAGGCAGCUCCAAAUUAGACGCGUAAAUUGCGUAGCAAAUUCUGAAUGAAAAAAAAUCAACAGAACCAGAAAGCGAAACAGAAACUAUAAGCUUACCAACCACAGAAACUCAAGCAAAACAAAAAAAACAACACUGCCAUAUUGCAACAAAGAAUACAGAACUGUUAUCAAAAACCGAUCUACCUCGUUUUCUGGGCCAAUAAGCAAAAGUAAAUUGAGUUAAAUGUGAAAACCCAAUUCCCACAUAGGAAAAUGGAACAGGCAACAACCAAGACCACAUAGACGACAGACACUAAACACCGAACCUCUGAGAUUAAACAGUUGAGAUCGAUAGAGAGCCCUCGAAGACAGAUCAAAUCGCCUUAGUGUUCUGUAAAAACCGUAAAAAGCCAGGAUGACGAAGAGCAAUGGCGAUGUGGAGGCGGCCACGCAGGCCCAAUCUCUGGGAGGAAAGCCGAGCAAUGGACACGGCCAGUUGAAUGGGAAUGGCUACCACCAGAACGGAGGAGGACGUCGCGAUUCCAGCCAGGCCUUCACACCACUGCUGGCCCAGCACAACAAUGGCUCAGCCAACAAUGGCGAGGUGACCACCACGCCACCGCCCAGUACAGUGCUGUACGAGAGCACACCCAGCAACAACAACGAGUGGAAGGCUCCGGAGGAUUUGGGCCACCUCAAGAACGGCCUGGGCAACCUGCUGAGCAGCAACAACAAUGGCACCGGCAACGGACACAGUCUCAGCGAGAAGUAUGCCCACGAACAGGCACCCCUCACCGGUGGCUACAAGCUGCCACCCCGCUCCAGUGAGUCCGAGGAAUCCGACUUCGAUUCCGACCUCAAUGGCAGUUCCUCCGCGGAGUCCAGCUCCAGCUGUGGCCUCUUCGGCUGCCGACCCAGGUGGGCCCGUCGAUUCGCCUCCACGCACGUCUUCAUGGUGGUCUUCCUGCUGGCCUACAUCCUGCAGGGCAUGUACAUGACCUACUUCGUGUCCGUGAUCACCACCAUCGAGAAGCUGUUCCAGAUCAAGUCCAAAACCACGGGCAUCCUGCUGAGUGCCAGCGAGAUGGGCCAAAUAUGCACGGCCAUGUUGCUAACCUACUUCGCGGGACGAGGCCACCGGCCCAGGUGGAUAGCCUGCGGCAUGGUCCUGUUCUCCAUCGCUGCCUUCUCCUGUGCCCUGCCACACUUCAUUUUCGGCGAGCAGCUGAUGCACUCCAGUGUGAUCCUGCAGCAGCCGCAGGUCACCACUCUUGCCGGGGACUCGUCCUCAUCGCUGUGGCUGCCGGAGCAGCGGAAUCCCAAUCUGUGCAUUCUGGGUGGUAACCAAACGCUUUCGGGCAGCGAGUGCAACGAAGAGCGCCAAUUGGAGCAGGCCUCUCACUCCAAGAUCACCGUCAUUGUGUUGUGCAUCUUCUUCGGCAGCCUGUUGAGCUCGGGAAUUGGCCAAACGGCCGUGGCCACUCUGGGCAUCCCGUACAUCGAUGACAAUGUGGGCAGCAAGCAGUCGCCCAUGUACAUGGCCGUCACCAUUGGCAUGAGGAUCCUGGGUCCCGCAUCCGGAUUCAUUUUCGGCAGCUUCUGCACCCGCUGGUAUGUGAACUUCUCGAAUCCCGGCUUUGAUGCCACCGAUCCCCGCUGGAUUGGCGCCUGGUGGCUGGGACCCGUGGCCAUCGGUAGCCUCAUGCUGCUGGCCUCCAUUGCCAUGUUCUCGUUCCCCAAACAGCUGAGGGGCAAGAAGCCGCCGCCGGGUCAGGCGGCGACUCCAGCAGCUCCAGUUGAGCCCGAGGAAAAGCCAAAGCUAAAAGACUUUCCCAAGACGGUGCGUCGCCAGCUGAGCAACGACAUUUUGAUGUUCCGCACUGCCUCGUGUGUGUUCCACCUGUUGCCCAUCGCCGGGCUCUACACGUUCCUGCCCAAGUACUUGGAAACGCAGUUCCGGCUGGCCACCUACGAUGCCAACAUGAUAGCCGCCUUCUGCGGCAUCCUGGUCAUGGGCAUCGGCAUCGUCAUCUCCGGCCUGUUCAUCCUGAAGCGGAAGCCCACUGCCAGGGGCGUGGCCGCGUGGAUCGCCUUCACAGCCCUCGUCUACUCAGCGGGCAUGAUCAUCCUGAUGUUCAUCGGCUGCAGCAUGAACGACUUUGCCGGCUACAAGCCAAGCGAUGGCAACAGUCCCGCUCUGAUCGAGCCCACGUGCACCGCCGCCCUCAACUGUACCUGUGAUAAGGAGAACUUUGCGCCCAUCUGCGCCGAUGGCAAGAUGUACAUCUCGGCCUGCCACGCCGGAUGCAGCAGCUCCUCGCUGCGGCCCAGCGAUAAUCGCACCCUCUACUCCGAUUGUGCUUGCAUUCCAGAUGCUCCUGAGGCGGUCAACGGUUACUGUGAUAAUAACUGCAAGAACUUCAUCUACUUUAUAGUGAUCUUUGCCAUUUGCGUAUUUAUGCAUUCCACCUCCGAGGUGGGCAGCAUGCUGCUCGUCAUGCGCUGUACACAUCCCAAAGAUAAGGCAAUGGCCAUGGGUGUGAUUCAGUCGGCCAUCGGCUUGUUCGGCAAUGUUCCUUGCCCGAUCAUCUACGGCGCAGUGGUGGACUCCGCCUGCCUCAUCUGGAAGUCCGUGUGCGGCAAGCACGGAGCCUGUUCGCUCUACGAUGCGGACACCUUCAGGCAAUAUUUCCUAGGAAUCACGGCUGGCAUUAUGUUCCUAGCAUUCCUGAUGGACCUGGUGGUGUGGCGCAAGGCGCACCGCAUCGACAUUGCGCCGGAGGACCCGCCGGAGGGUGGGCCCACGCCCAACGGGAGGUCCUUGGAGACGUCCGAGUCCAAGCAGCCCAUAACGCCAGCGCCGGACACGACGGUCUAGGGGGAGCGGGAUGGAGACGAGCCUUGCACCUGAUGCAAGAUUUCCAAUAAACGUUUACCUUAAUUGUUAAUUAGUUAUCAUUUUGUCUAGUUUGUUAGCCUAGUGCAAGAGUUAUGUAUUUAGUUAAGUGACAUUAAAACGCGCUCGUCCAGCCCCUCCCCCCGCUCCAAAUCCCUGCUCCAUAUUCUACAUAAAACCUAUGAAUUACGUUUUAAUUCUGUGUAAAUCUCAACGCGAAACGAAGAAAUGAAAUUCUAGACAUUAUUCAUACUUGAGCGUAAUUAAACGACAAAUAUAUGAAGAAAUACUGGUCGAAAAUUGUGCAAACGCAACAACAUUUAUAAAUCUAUAUGUGUAACAAUGUAACAGCUAUAUCGCGAUUUAUGUAUAUCUGUAAUUAAUAUAUUAGACAUAUACAUUUACAUGUAUGUAUGUAAUUGCAACCUAUCUGUGGUAGUUAAAUUUUAGUUAAAAUUCAAAUUAAUUGUCUAAGUUUGUCAUACAACAACAGCAGUAACAAAAAUAUACGAAAAGAAAUUAUAUGGAAAACUAUAUACAAGUACUAAAAGAAA